Talaromyces rugulosus is the source of this 426-nucleotide messenger RNA. RefSeq lists its product as uncharacterized. The coding region runs from base 1 to 426 and encodes 141 amino acids. The record is from RefSeq and is a predicted model, not a curated record. The transcript has 2 exons. Lineage: Eukaryota; Fungi; Ascomycota; Eurotiomycetes; Eurotiales; Trichocomaceae.
AUGUCUGAAGCCACUUUCCACACCACCAAAGAGGACAUCCGCAAGCCCGAGUCCGGCACAGCCAAAGCUCGUGGCGGUGUCCCAGCCAACUCAAGCAUUUCUGCCAUGAAGUCCAUCAUCGACUCCAAUACCAACAAACCCGAGCAAAUCAACCAGGCCAAAUCCAACCUCCCUCUGCCCGACCAGCCGCCGACCUCCAGCGACUGGAACUCAUUCGACCAACGUACUGUCAACGUCGGCUCUGGUCGCCUUGAGACCGGCAUCUCUGGCGAGGGCAACAGCGCCUUGCGGGGACCGGCCGCCGCAGAGAGCAGUGUGCGUAUUGAUGGUUCGGAGUAUCACAAGCUCACGCAGCCGACGGGCAAUGUUGGUAGACAGGGCCAGGAGGGGUUGAGCGAUUUGCCCAAGGAUGCGCUUUUGCGAUAG